CCAAACGGGUAUAAAUGAUCCUAAAAACUCCUCACCUUUUUCAGCAAUGAAAAAACGCAAUGUGCUCAUCUAAUAGGUACAGAUUUUAGAACAGUUGUGGAUAGUUGGCUGUGAAUUUUCACCAAGAACAGAGAUAAAAUGAAUCUCAUACUAAAAUUGUUAGUAUUAUCACUAGUAAUAGAAGAAGUUACAAUUAGUGCAGCUACUAGUGGUACUGUUUUGUUAACUGAAAGUUUAAUAGAAAGUUUACGAGCAGAUCCUUAUCUUCUAGCUGAUCCGGAUUUUUCACCAAAUUCGAAGCGAUAUGUGGAUAAGCGCAUUGAAAAUUACAAGAAUCGGGUGAAGAAAACCAGAAUCAAUGAGUCUUCUAGAAAUAGGAGGAGUGUCAAUGGGAAUGUUUCGAAUAAAAAAGAUGUUGUUGAACUGACGAAGUAUAAUGAAAUACCAGUUGAAAACUGCUUAGAUCUAAGAUUGUUUAAGCAAAAAGGAUCAUGGUAUGCUGCAUCUGUGGAAAAAUAUGGAACUAUGCUUAAGCUGUACAAACAUGAGGGAAACAAGUUUUUGAUAAUGGAUGUAAAACCAGUUGUCAAUGCAACAAAGCUUAGUUCCUUACAGAUCAACUCAUCUACAAUAAUAGUUGUAGCAGAAAAUGGAGAACCAACCAGACAAUUUGUGGAUCAAUCUAGUAUAUACCAACUGAGAAGUGACAUCUUAGAAACCAAACAAAAAUUUAAUGAAAGCUUUUCGGAAGAAACAACAAUUUGGAAAACUGAUCAUGAUGUUUUCAUGACUUUUGUGAAGAACUCCGAUCGUACAAAAAUUAACUCAGUAUAUAAAUGGAUGGGAAACCAUUUUGAUGUAUAUCAAAACUUAGAAGCAACUGAAAUUUCAAAAGUAUCAGCUUUCAGCUUCGACCAUUCUCAUUUUCUGGCAUUAGCAGGGAGUAAAAGAAUAGAUUCUGACAGAAUAUUUUCUGAAAUCCUGAAAUAUGACGAGGAACUAAAGUUAUACAGACCAUUCCAGAGGAUUUUCACCUAUGCUUGCUCUGACAUACAGCAUUUUGAAGUUCAAUUUGGAACUGAAGAAGGUCACUAUAUAUUUGCAGCUAAUCUCUACAAGAACGACACUUCCGGAAACAAGUCUUAUAAUACCACAUCUGUCAUAUAUAAAUUCAUAGAAGACUAUUUCCUUCCCUUUCAAACUGUAAGGAUGAAUGGUAUAAAGCAAAUAGAACCCAUUAUGGUGAACGGUGAUAUAGUUUUACUAGUCCUAACAUUGGAUGGCGUCAAAGCCUUACAUUACAACGGAUGGAAUUUUCGUCAGAAGAAUGUAGUUACGAGUCCACGAGAAAAACCAACUGAUAUUAUGGCCAUACGUCAUUACCACUUCCAAGGAAAAAACAUAAUUUUGGUAUUGGGAAGAAAUGCUACGUCCAUUAAUUUGUAUGAAAUGAGUUACGUAUUCCAGAAUGAGAUAAGGACUGAACACGACGAAAUGCUGUCUUGGUGUCAGAAUAGCUUGGAAAAAUUUACUGUCAUGCAUGAUGACAGUGUCCUAGGAAAACAAAGGAGAGGUGACAUAGGUGUACAUGAAGAUAGCGAGUCACUGAAAAGUAAUUCCGAGCUAGAUGAUGUAAUCUCCCAAUUAAAAAAGUACGAAUGGAAACUAGACGAAAUCAAUGAAAAUCUCGAUGCACUACUCCUGCACAAGAAUCAUCACAGAGUUGUAUUGAAUAACAUUACUGCCAAUGAGAUUGUACUUGAAAACAAAGGUUCAGUCGUGUGUCCGAAUAUUAAUUUUAUUGAUGGUGUCAACAUAUCAACAUUAAUCGCCAACACUAUAAACGUAAACGAAGGAUUCGAAAUAAGCAACAUGAACUUUGACACCGUGAGGAUUGAAGAAUAUUUUCAUCCCCAGAAGAUCAAUCACAACGAUGGAAUUUUACAUAGAAAUAAAAAAAUACUGCUACAUAGCUUGAACAUAAAUGGUAAUGCUCUUUUCAGAAACAAAGUAAUUCUCUCAAAUUCCUCAAAAGCGACUGAGGACAAGGAAACAGCAAAUAAGAAAAAAAGAUCAGAUAAGUUCAAAACUAUCAAGGCUAACAGCAUAAGACUUGGCGGAUUCAUUAACGAUUUGGAUGUACCUACUUUGAACAAAUAUGCAUUUAGGAAAUCUGGAGGUUUUGGUAGUGCCAGAACGUGUACUUUCGAUCAUCUGACUGCAGAAAAUUUGGAGACUCUAACAUGUUCAGGGAAACGACCAGAGGAUAUAAUGCUCAUAGUUGGAAGAGACUACGAAUCAAAUAGAAACUCCAUUUUGCACAAAGAUAUAGACGUCAAUCGUCUACAAAUCUCCAGACAUCUAAAUAAUAUCUCGGUUGAUCAUGAUGGUAAACUAGAUAUAUUAAUGAAGAACAGAUCUGAGAGUCAGUACAUUUCUGGAUUGAAGACGUUCCAGAAUCUAGAAAUACAGGAUGUAAUUAACCUCCAGGGGAAGAUUGGAAAACAAUUUGAGAGUUUCGACCCUUUAGUUUUGGUGUACUCUGAUGUUGAUGUUGAAGAGGACGUUGUAGUUAUUGGAAACGUAACUGUGGAAAAUCUGAUCAAGUCUAAGGAUAUGACGCCAUCGGGUAGCAAUGUAUCUAUUGCUAGGCUUACUCGCUUGGGAUUGCCACUAAAUUCCACAGAGAUAGAAAUGCACUUGAGCUUACGACAACACAUCAAUGUUAAGGAUAUUGACGUGGACAGUGUUAAUUCCUUAUCUAUACGCUCCUUAGUAGUCAGUGGUACUAACGAACCACAAAUAAUAACAGGUAGAAAGAUAUUCAAGGGUGAGUUAGAGAUAAAUGGUCAAAGCAAAGUUGCGAUAAUAAAUGGUAUUGAUGUCGUUGAACUAGAGAACAAUGUACUGUUGAAAGAGGGCAACCAGAUCAUCCAAGGCAGGCAUUGGGUAGAAGGAAUAUCUGCUAGGAAAAGCAUAAUCACCAAUACCACAUUACUUGGAGAACAGUCAUUCGGAAACGUCAUCACAUUAAAUGGCGAUCAAAUUAUCCCUGCAUCGACGACUAUAGAGGGCAAUAUCAACACCAAAAAUGCUGAAAUUGAAGAACUGACUGUUGACGGACGUGUAAACAACGUAAAUAUAAGCGAAAUCUUAAAUGAUGUUGCGCUUAAGUCACACUUACCACUGAAAGUUUUGGGAGAAAAAUCAUUCAAAAGCUUACACAUAGAACACCUCAACGUAGUAAGCUUAGAAGAGGUAUUGAAUAAAUUGGACAAUGAAGAAGUACAUCUGGCUAAUACUAGAAAGCUGUGCAGCUUAACUGCAGACAGAAUUCAUUUUGAAAAAAGCUUCAAUGGCCUGGAGAAGUGCCACUUUCCGAUACCAGUGGAUGAGCAAAUAGUUGUUGAAAGUGUGAAUGAAUUAGAUUCGUUGAAAGUGCUUGGAAAGACAUAUGUUACUUCGAAUCAACUUGGAGAUGUGACCUUGGGAGAGCUGGUUAAUGAUACGAUAAAAAUGGAUGAAGCCAGAGAUUUCACUUUUGCUUCAUUUGAAAAUACUCGUGUGGAGAACGGUGUUAAUCUCAAUGGUGAAGUUGAAAAUCUAGAUUUGGAUAACAUUUGGCAGAAUGGUAUUUUAGAACCACAAAUUAUAAGAGACAAAAAAACUAUCAGAGGCAGAAUUAUUGCUAACGGAGAUACGUCUGUUACAAAUACAGUACAUGGCCGAAAUAUAUCUGAAAUAUGUAGAUUUACUUCAAACAGAGACGAUAAAUUCCUAUUUGUGAAAGGUAACGUCAUAUCUGCGAUGAUUCCCAGUGUCCUUGAUUUGAACGGGCGUGAUUUGACAGACAUGUCGAAAAGCCUUUGGUUUAUCGAUGAGCCAACAACAUUCAACCAAAGUGUAAAUUUUGGUGAUGCUACCUUCAAAGACUUGGUUAUCAUCAACGGUCUUUUGAAUGAUGUUGACCUGGACCUCCUACCAACGAAAUAUAUGAGCAAAACAAAAAUUCAAAGUAUUCCAGCUAAUAUAACGUUCACCGACGACAUAAUAUUUGAAGACGAUGUAGCAGCUCCAAAUUUAAUAAUCUCAGGCACUGUUAACGAAAUGGAUAUUGGUGAUUUAACGAAGAAUGUCCUACUUAAUAGAGAUCAACUGUUCGAGGACAUAAAAUAUUUCGGAAAUAUUUCUGUAUCAGAUGUCAAGGGCGAAUUCCUUCUCAAUGGUUUGAGCCUUGCCACUGAUAUCCUGAGAUUUGAUAAAGAGAACAAGAUAGUAGGCAUGAAACGUUUCAAAAAUCUCAAGAUAGAUAAUCUGCAUUCGGAGAGAAACGUUACUAUCCAGGGCGUGAAUUUAGAUCGAUUUUUAAAGAGAGUAUUGCCUAACGAGGGAAUUUCCAAGGUAUCUGGAUUCAAACACAUAGGAGAUGCUACUUUUUUGAAGGAACUGGGUGUUGCUGGAAAACUUAAUGGUGGUAAAUUCAACAAGGAAUCAAUCAUGACUAUUACCACAAACCAAAACAUAGUCGGUAAGAAGGUGUUCCAUCCACAAAAUCCUGAAGGAAUUAGAUUUAAACCUUUGAAAGUGAAAGGACUGAUUAACGAUACGGAUAUUAUGGACCUUGUGAAGAAUCAGGCAAUAAAAACCGGUGAUAACGUAUUUGAAUCAGAAGUAAACUUCACACACGUGAUCAGCACCAAGAAUGUAAACUUCGAUAAACUGUACAAAGGUGUGAAUAUCUCACAGCUGGUCCAAAAUAUCACAGAACUUGCUUCACUUAACUACAUAAAUGAUUACUACUGGAAUCUUUUGAACAGAUCUGAGAAAAUUGGAGAGUCUUUGAAAUCUCAAGCAAUUUACUUGGACUACUACAAGCUGAUCUUACAUCACUAUAAGCCCAUUAAGAUUCUUGCGUCAACGUUCAACGAAAGAGAAGCUGUAAUUUCAUAUCACUGUGAAGACUUCAAGAACAUUGGAACCUUCCUGGAGUGGGAUGACCAAACUGAGUCAUUCAUACAAAAAGAAGAUUUUACCUUGAACCUUGGGCCUCCACUAACAUAUGUCAGCUCGGUUCAGUAUUUUGGAAGUGAUUAUAUCUACAUGGAAAAUGAAGAUGCCGAUCGUCUACCGGAUGCAGAUUACACACACAACGGUCAGUUACUCCAUUUUGAAAACGCAACACAGUUUCACAGCACGCCAUUAUUUACUAGAGGAACCAGCUUCUUAAAUUCAUUUGUUUUGGAAGAAACACAAGAAAGCUGUCUGCUUUUCAUUGAUUAUAGUUAUGCAACCCAUAUACUAUGUUCGCAGAUUUAUGGACAAUUUUAUCCGCGGCAGAACAUAGAAGAUGAAAAGGUAUAUAUGGCAUCAUUUUUGAAUAUAGACCACUGCAGCUAUCUGAUAACUAUUGGAAGUCCAGAUAGAGAAGCUUCCAAUGAAUCACGUACAGUUGUUUGGAAAAUGAGCGAUCAACUUUUCAAUGUAUAUCAAUUAAUCUACAGAGGCGAUCCUAUAAGUGUGUCAUCUGUAUCUCACAACGGACAGCAUUUUCUAGCUGUGGCUUACAUACAUUUUGAACACACGAUGUAUUUUGGAAUGGUGGAGAUAUUUUCGUUUGAUGAAACCACACAAAAAUUCAUGACCUACCAGAUAAUCCAACUAGCAACGCCAAUUCAGGUUUCAUUCAGUGUCUUACCGUCUGAAGAGUUAGUUUUAUAUGUUGUAACAGAAAAUACUGGACCUGAAGCAUUCAACGUGUACAUUUACAGAGGACUAUUUGGUUUCCACAAAAAAGUCAAGCAGUCCGUAGUGUCUCCUAUAUUAGGAAUAGACCAAUUUUCUAUCAAGAAUAAGCAUUUUGUUGUAGCUAAAUAUAAGGAUAUGUUGGGGAUCCUUGAAGCCGUUUUCAAGGGGCAUAUAAGAAGAUAGAGGUGCAGUUGUUUUUUGUUACUUAGUUUAUUGUUUAUUAUUGUAUUUGUUGGAUAUUAAUAUAUUAUAUAUUUGUUUUCUA
Acanthoscelides obtectus is the source of this 6010-nucleotide messenger RNA. Lineage: Eukaryota; Metazoa; Arthropoda; Insecta; Coleoptera; Chrysomelidae. The record is from the annotation of a GenBank genome assembly.